GAAACCAAAAUCUAGACUGAAUCAGAGGAACAGAAGCUAUGGCCCUCUACUUCUCCUUGUUGGUCGUCUGUAUCGUCACAGUGGCCGGUUCUACGUGUGGGGACAGGAAUUCCUGUUCCUUGGAACUAUUCGAGUAUGAAAAUUGUGUCAAAACACAACACACAGCGAUGGAAGUCCGGCUUCACUCACUGGAAACUGAAAUGAAAAAGAUCCACGAAGAGACCAGUCUAGAAGUGUCCUUCUUCUGUGGUCUUAGUGCAUCUGUCACACCUGUCAUGGGACAUUUAAAAUUUGACAACGUCAUGCUCAACAAGGGCGAUGGUUACAACGGCACCACUGGUGUGUUUACCGCCCCUGUCAAUGGCGUCUAUUCCUUUACACUUACAAUAAGCCUACCCCAGCCUGAAGAAGCGACGGAUUACUUUCGAAUGCAUAUAAUGAAAAACAAAGAGAUUAUUGGGUACCUGUUCAUAGAGUGGGAAGGCAAAUGGACAAAGAGGUCUGAGAACGUUUUGGUCGACCUUCAGAAAGGAGACCGAGUUCACACCAUGGUAGCCACCGUUCCGGUUGGAUUCACACAAAUAGGGGGGAACUCUACAUAUCCUGGAACCCUCUACAGCUCACACUUCGCAGGAUUCUUAGUUAAGCAUAAACAUGAGCACUGAAACAUUUUAGCAAACCAAUUUUUACUACUUCAUUAUUGGAAGUAAGAGGUUUGCGAGACAGAACUACGUUUCGAGUGUGUUUUUUUUUUGUUCAAUGCAUCAAAAAUUAAAAAUGACGAAAAAAA
This is a messenger RNA of Saccostrea cuccullata (small rock oyster), 790 nucleotides long. RefSeq names its product heavy metal-binding protein HIP-like. Lineage: Eukaryota; Metazoa; Mollusca; Bivalvia; Ostreida; Ostreidae. The record is from RefSeq and is a predicted model, not a curated record. The transcript has 2 exons. Gene Ontology annotation, molecular function: protein binding. The coding region runs from base 39 to 665 and encodes 208 amino acids.